AUGACAUUCUCUGCGCUUCUCGACUCGUUUGUUGGCGCUCGAAGGAAGGAACUGCCGAAAUCAUCAUCAUCAUCAUCACAUCCAGAGGAGCCAUUACAGAAGCGUCGAAAAUUACAUUCUCCUGCUCCCGAGAUACCGAUUGAGACGACUGGCAAUAACUGUCCCGACGACUGUAUAUCUCUUGGCGAAGAAAACAAGAAUCUUACAUCAUACAAAGCACAUUUUGAUAUACAGGAAGCACCUCGACCCUCUGUUAUUCUCUCGACAGUUGUUCAUCCAGUAUUAGGUAGAGUCACAGUAUCGAAUACUCAACUGCUCUCGGAAUGUGCUGCCGACAAUUCAGAACCAUUUCAGGUACGCAGAAUCAAACCCCAUAUUCGUGAGACUAUCCUAAUCAUGCUCGCUACUCUACAGUCAGGUGAAAUAUCUCCAUACCGAUCCCAGCUAUCCCGAUAUAUACGUAAUUAUGCGGAUGUCGCCCUUGCAAGUGCUUCAGGGACAGAUCGGGGGACCUUUCGUCGGCUUGUUUGUUCACACAGCCUGGCCCACGUUCUAACGACUCGCCAAAUAGUGCUUAAGAACAGCGCCAGGCUUGCAAAACAAAUUAACAGCGGUGGAGACGAAACUGACGGCAGAAGAGAUCAAGGGUUCACAAGGCCAAAAAUCCUCUUCGUUCUUCCGACAAGAAACUCAUGCUAUGAAGUUGUCAACCAUAUAAUCAGUUUUGCGCAAGGACAUGGCUGCGAAAAUAGGCAACGUUUUAACGAGGAGUACGGUCCCGGUACUGAGAGGCAGUUCUCCAACACUAAACCCGAUGACUUCAAGGAUUUCUUCCAUGGCAACAGCGAUGAUAUGUUUAGGAUUGGGGUCAAGCUAACCCGGAAAACCGUUAAACUAUUCUCAAAAUUCUACCACUCGGAUAUUAUCCUAGCAAGCCCUCUCGGACUCAAGUCGGUGAUUUCAUCAGCAGCAAAAGGUGGCAGCGAUACGGAUUUCCUCAGCUCGAUAGAAAUUCUGUACUUGGAUAGUGCAGAUGCCCUCCAAAUGCAAAAUUGGGACCACGUAGAGUCAAUAUUGGCUAGUAUGAACCAAAUGCCCAAAAAUGCACAUGAUUGUGAUUUCUCCCGUGUGCGGAACUGGUAUCUAGGCGGAAAUGCCGCUUCAUUUCGACAAACCAUCAUAUCAACCGCCUUUUUAUUCCCAGAAACCAACUCUCUUCUUUCCAGAUACAGCAAAAACUACAGGGGAUUAAUUAAGUUUCAUAACUUAUACACUGGAGAACUUAGCCCAUACAUACCCCAGGUUUUCACGAAAAUACAGUCCACAAAUCCCGCGCUUGACCCCGACAUCCGAUUCGAAUACUUCACAAAAACAAUUAUGCCAUCCUGGAAGAAUGGCGGGAUAAUAGAUAAAGGGGGGCUGCUUGUUUUUCUAUCAUCGUAUCUAGAUGCCAUCCGUCUCCGAAACUAUUUCAACAAGACCGGUCAUAGUUUUGGCGACAUCAACGAGUAUACAUCGGCAUCGGAUAUAGCGCGUUCUCGUGCACAUUUUUCGUCGGGGAGGUACAAGAUCCUCAUUUAUACGGAGAGAGCGCAUUAUUUCAGAAGGUAUGACUUGAAGGGUGUGCAUAACAUAUUCUUGUAUAGCAUGCCCGGGAAUGCGAUGUUCUACCAGGAGCUUGUCGGGUUCCUGCGGGGGAGUAUAUCAGAUGGUAAAUCCCAGCUGGAGGAGUCCAAGGUUCGAGCGCUUUUCACGACGUGGGAUGCCUUGAAGGUGGAGAGGAUUGUAGGCAGCGCAGCAUAUGACGAGAUCAAGAGGAACGAUGUUGAUAGUGUAGAUUUUGAGUUCCCAUAA
Molecule: messenger RNA, 1854 nt
Organism: Orbilia oligospora ATCC 24927
Lineage: Eukaryota; Fungi; Ascomycota; Orbiliomycetes; Orbiliales; Orbiliaceae
Exons: 2
Coding region: 1-1854 (617 amino acids)
Biological process (GO): maturation of SSU-rRNA from tricistronic rRNA transcript (SSU-rRNA, 5.8S rRNA, LSU-rRNA)
Cellular component (GO): nucleolus; small-subunit processome
Molecular function (GO): U3 snoRNA binding; rRNA binding
Source: RefSeq, a predicted model, not a curated record